Molecule: messenger RNA, 1131 nt
Organism: Colletotrichum acutatum
Lineage: Eukaryota; Fungi; Ascomycota; Sordariomycetes; Glomerellales; Glomerellaceae
Product: peptidase family M28
Exons: 4
Coding region: 1-1131 (376 amino acids)
Biological process (GO): proteolysis
Molecular function (GO): metalloexopeptidase activity
Source: RefSeq, a predicted model, not a curated record
AUGCGCCUGACUCCUCUCCUCGCGGCCCUUGCCGCCUGCUCGGCUGCCGGCUCGUUUGUCGAGCCCCGUGACCCGAACAAAUUGUUCACGCUAGAAAUUGCUCCAGGCGAGACAGUCACCGUCACAGAGGAGGAGAAAUGGGAGAUGAUGGAUAAACGCGUCCACUUCUUCGACAUCACAGAAUGGUCAGAUGUUCCCGCCGUCGCCUCCUCCGCAGACUUCAAGCUCCUCGCGGCCCUCCCCUUCCCAACGGAAAUGAAUCAGACGUGCCACGUCAACGCCCUGAUUCCGAAGCUGAACAAGGACAACAUGCGUGCGCAUCUUGAGCGCUUCUCGUCCUUCCACAACCGGUACUACCUCUCCAAGACGGGCGUUGAGUCCGCAGAGUGGCUGUAUGGGCAGAUCAGUGCCGUCUUGGAUGUUGCGGGGCACCCCACGGCGAACAUCCGCUAUGUGCGCCAUACCGCGUGGUCGCAGCCUAGUAUUAUUGUUACGAUUCCCGGACGUAACCAGCGGACCGUUGUCUUGGGCGGGCAUCUGGAUUCAGUCAUUUCUGGAGAUCGUGGCGCUGGCCGUGCGCCUGGUGCUGACGAUAACGGCUCCGGCUCCGUUAUGAUCCUUGAGGUCCUCCGCGUCCUCCUCUCCGAUCCAAAGAUCGCGUCUGGUGAUAUCCUGAACACCCUAGAGUUCCACUGGUACGGCGCCGAGGAGGCCGGUCUGCUCGGAAGCCAGGACAUCUUCACCCAGUACCGUGCUUCUAGCCGCCAGGUCGUGUCAAUGCUGCAGCAAGACAUGGUCGGCUACGUUGGUCGCGAUGGCGUCGAGAGGUUCGGCGUUGUUACGGACUGGGUCGACCUCGACCAGGUUGCAUUCAUGAAGCGCGUCAUUGACACCUACACUGAUAUCCCCUACGAGGAGACUGUCUGCGGAUAUGCCUGCUCCGACCACGCGUCCGCCAACCGCAAUGGCUAUCCGUCGUCGUUCAUCUUCGAGACGCCUUUCGGCAACCACAACCCGUACAUUCACAGUCCCAAUGAUACCAUGGAGUAUGUCUCGUUUGAUCACGUCUUGCAGCACGCGAAGAUGGCGACCGGAUACGUGUACGAGCUGGCGUAUUGGCCCUUUGCCUGA